Messenger RNA from Staurois parvus, 342 nucleotides. The record is from the annotation of a GenBank genome assembly. Lineage: Eukaryota; Metazoa; Chordata; Amphibia; Anura; Ranidae.
GCACUAAUAUGCAGCACUGAUAGGUGACACUGAUGAUGGGUACUGAUAGACGGCACUGACUGGCAUCACUGCUGUCCACUGACUGGCGGCACUGACUGGCACAACCCCUGGGCACUGACUGGUGGCACUGACUGGCAGCACUGCUGGGCUGCACUGAUGGGUGGCACUGGUGGGCAGCACUGGUGGGUGGGCACUGGUGGGUGGCACUGGUGGGCACAGGUGGGUGGGCACAGGUGGGUGGCACUGCUGGGCACAGGUAGAGUGGCACAGGUGGGUGCACUGCUGGGCACAGGUGGGUGCACUGCUGGGCACAGGUGGGUGAUCUGCUGGGCACAGGUGGGC